AGUUUGUGUUUACGCUUUAGUUUUUCGUUUUCGUGCGAGGGAAAAAAUGUAUGACAAAGGAGAUCAGGUAAGAGCCUACAGCUCCUUUAGGCCCUUGCCACCUACGGAUCUAGUGGACAUCGUUUUGAACUAUGUAGGGGAAAAGUUUCCCAUGCCCUUCGAAAACGCUGUGGACGUAGGAUGUGGACCCGGUCAGAGUACAAUCGUUCUGUCUCCAUUCUUUCGUUCCGUUCUCGGAUGUGACGUCAGUAAAGCUCAAAUACACGAAGCGAAUGUCGCCAGAAAAGCUUCAAAUAUUGAUUACAAGAUAUCUCGGGCAGAAUCUUUGCCUGUGCCAGAUGAAUCCGUGCAACUUUUAACGGCUAGCACCUGCUUCCAUUGGCUAGAUGCUAUUGCUUUCUUCAAAGAAGCCAAGCGAGUCCUGGUACCUGGUGGAACACUUGCAAUUUAUUCCAGUUACGUCAGCUAUCCAGUGGUUGGAGAAGAAGGAAAGGACUUAUACUUACGACAAAUUACAGAUAAGCUUCUGCACACUGAUUUGAAACCCUAUCGUUCGCCAGAAUCCCAAGAAGUUUUCGCUCACUACGAAAAUGUUCAUUUCCCAUUUCAUGAUGUCACCCGGGUUCAAGAUAUCGACCAGACUUACGUGGCCACGGUAGCUGAUGCGGUUGGCUACUUUCAAUCAAUGGCAACAUUCCAAAAGUUAAUUACCGCCGAUCCAGAGCUUGCUGGUAACCUGCUCCAAGAAUACCAAAACAGACUAUUGGAAACACUUGGAAGCAGCUCUCCACCAGAAAUUACUUCCCUUACCUUUCGUAGAAGCUACUUCUUGAUUUUGUGCAGAAAAAGAGACAAGGCAUCAGAAGAUGAAACUGAUUUUUAAAACUAUUUUUUCUAAUGUUUAAAUGUGUGCCACUUUUUUGUUUCCCACUAGUGUAUUAAUUUGGCUUUCUUCUUAUACAGUAAAACCUGUAAAGUUGACCACCCUUGUAAGUUGACCAGCUGCCUAAGUUGACCACUAUUUUCAGGCACAGAAUUAGGUAUAUAUCAUAUAAAUCAACUUCUAUAAGUUGACCAGCUGCCUAAGUUGACCAC
Molecule: messenger RNA, 1095 nt
Organism: Uloborus diversus
Lineage: Eukaryota; Metazoa; Arthropoda; Arachnida; Araneae; Uloboridae
Product: putative methyltransferase DDB_G0268948
Exons: 6
Coding region: 47-883 (278 amino acids)
Molecular function (GO): S-adenosylmethionine-dependent methyltransferase activity
Source: RefSeq, a predicted model, not a curated record